CCCGAAAUCGGGCGAUUUACUGCUGGUUUUCAUAGUAAUUACAACUUAUUUCAUAAUAAAAUGGAUUUGUUUAGUGAUGAAAGUGAUAAUGAGAUGUAUGAAGCCGGUGUAUUUGAUUCUGCGACAGCUACAAUAUCUGGUGAAUGCACAGUGUACAGUCGCAUUAACUAUGAAAGUGAAUUGUCUGACUCGGAAUUUACAUUCAGAUUUAGAUUAAAUAAAAGUAGUGUUAAUGAGUUAUUAGUAAAAAUUUUACCAAAUUUGAGAGUGAAAUCCUCCCGGAACUAUGGUGUAUCUCCACUACACCAGUUGUUGCUCACUCUUAGAUUUUAUGCAUUGGGCACAAUGCUUGUAUCUGUUGCCGACUUCUUUGGAGUUUCUAAAGCAACGGCUAGCAGAAUUGUGUCUGAUGUAUCUCGUGCAAUAGCUGGACUGUAUCCUGAAUAUGUUAAAGUUUUGGAAAACACACAGCAUGCCUUCCAUGCCAUUGCAGGAUUCCCCAAAGUACUUGGAGCAAUUGACUGUACACAUAUACCCAUACAAUCACCCAGUUCUAAUAUAGGAGAAGAGUACAGGAAUAGGAAAGGAAUAUUCUCAAUGAAUGUUCAAGGAGUCUGUAAUGCAGACUUGCUAUUUAUGAAUGUAGUUGCUCGGUGGCCAGGGUCUGCUCAUGAUGCUACUAUAUUUAACAAUUCCAUUAUUAAAAGUGAGUAUAAGCAUGAAGGCGUAAUCGUGGCAGAUGCCUUUCCUUUGCGAACGGAUGUUUUGAAACCAUAUAAUACUAGAGGGGAGUUUAAUGAUAAACAAAAAAUAUUUAACUAUCGACUGUCAAGAGCUCGACGCGUGGUCGAAAACACUUUCGGAAUAUUGGUAUCAAAAUUCCGAAUCUAUGAAAAGGCAAUUCCACUGUCAGUGCAAAAAGUUGAACAACUUGUUAAAACGACGUGUGCACUACAUAAUUGGCUCAGAGAAACCACAGUGGAUUACGUGCAACAACGAUCAUUGGAAACUGAGGAUUGGGUCACAGGAUCCAUUGUACCUGGAGAAUGGCGAGAAGUACCGUCUUUAGCAAUAAGCGAUUUACCGCCAACCAAUGCAAGAAAUCACAGUGAAAAUGCCCGCCGCGUGCGUGACUUAUAUGCAGAAAAGUUUGUCACUUCAUGCACUGUAUCAUGGCAAUGGAACAUGAUAAGAAGAGGAUAUAAUAACACUACUGCCACUAAUAAUACUGAAUAAACCUAUACUUACUGUUCGUCUACUUUGUUUUUAUUUGAGUUUAAGUAUUAAGUAUCUUACUUACGAGACUUGAUGUACUCUGCCGU
This is a messenger RNA of Spodoptera litura, 1322 nucleotides long. Lineage: Eukaryota; Metazoa; Arthropoda; Insecta; Lepidoptera; Noctuidae. The record is from RefSeq and is a predicted model, not a curated record.